Anneissia japonica is the source of this 678-nucleotide messenger RNA. Its product is annotated as serine/threonine-protein kinase pim-3-like. Bases 1 to 678 code for a protein of 225 amino acids. Lineage: Eukaryota; Metazoa; Echinodermata; Crinoidea; Comatulida; Comatulidae. The transcript is spliced from 2 exons. Gene Ontology annotation, molecular function: ATP binding; protein serine/threonine kinase activity. The record is from RefSeq and is a predicted model, not a curated record. Gene Ontology annotation, biological process: protein autophosphorylation. Gene Ontology annotation, cellular component: cytoplasm.
AUGGACAUGUACGACUUCUCGGGCCACUUAAUGGACGGUGCUUUCGGAAGCGUUUACUCGGCGAUCAGAAGAGCCGACGGACUGCCGGUCGCCGUGAAGGUAGUGAGAAACUCCUCGGCGUCCUACCUGACGAACGAAUCGGGCGAAACGAUAUUGGCGGAGGCGCACUUCCUCUGGGUGGUCUCGGGGAUCGAGGGUUGCAUCGGAUUCGUGGACGUUCACCAGGUCGGAGACCGCCAUUUACUCGUGAUGGAACGGCCGCUUCGGAGCUCCGACCUAUUUCAAGUUCUGGAGAAAGUCGGCAAUAUCCCGAAGGAGAGAUGCAGAUGCUUCUUUCGGCAAAUCGUGGACGCCUGCGUCGGUUGCUUGAAACGAAACGUAGUUCACGGAGACCUGAAGAUGGAGAACGUGAUCGUCGAUCUGGACACGGACAGGAUCGGUUUUCGGUUUCGCCAAAUUCGUCGACGACCAACCGAUCGCCAGCGCUUUCGGAACCACCGAUCAUUACCUUCCUCCGGAGAUGCUGAAACAUCGAUUCAUAUAAUCGACGACGCGGAGCUACUUUCGCUCCUCGAUCGAAUGCUGGCGGUCGACUGGAGGAAGAGGCCGUCGCUGAAACAAGUGUCGGAUCAUCCAUGGACGAAUAAACUGACCGCGAAUGGGGAAUAUGUUCAAUAG